AUGGCCCUAAUCUGUCUCGCUCUCUUCCCCCUACGCCAAGUAUAUACCAAGUGGUCAGCCGUCACAAUUGGCGCUGAUGACGUGGUCAACGCUAUCGUAGGGGAGUGGGGACGCACCUCCAGAAUUAUCAAGUAUCCGCGCCAAGAGAUUAGCACGCCGGAUAGUGGAGCUCAGGACGGCAUCGCUCGGAGAAACAACGAGUCGAGCAGCAGCAGCCCGGCUAGCAACGAGUCAUGCAUUAGCCCUAUCUUCGAAAUAAACCCUAGAGCAAAGUUUAACCGCAGUAAGAAAACAAACAAACGUAAGACUAAGGAGCGGUAUCGUAAGCAGGUGUACAUGAUGUUGAUGAAUACAACCAUCGAUGAUACGGAAGACAACGAUGAUGAAGAUUUGCCAGACGUGUCAAUCGAGAGCACGCGAAUGGAGAUGAUCGAAGACAACCUCAAUGAUCGACAAUGGCUUCCGGCAAUCGUGAUAAGGGCUCCGUCAAUUGUAUCGAUGACGUCAGGAAAACGCGCAACUGCACCGAAGCCUCAAUCCACGUCAGCGAACUCGUCGGUCAACAGCAUUACCACUACUAUUUUGAGGCAUUCUCCAAACACAAUCGCCACCACGACGGCACAGAAGAUGGCGCGCGGAACGCCGGCUGUACUGCGGCGACAAGCCCUCCUUCGACCCCCCGAGCGCACCGCAGGGCUGACCAAGACACACCGCCUGCCGCUCCCACACUUGCCGCUUCCCAAGUCCGUUGCUGUGAUGUAA
Molecule: messenger RNA, 762 nt
Organism: Phytophthora infestans T30-4
Lineage: Eukaryota; Oomycota; Peronosporomycetes; Peronosporales; Peronosporaceae
Exons: 8
Coding region: 1-762 (253 amino acids)
Source: RefSeq, a predicted model, not a curated record